Molecule: messenger RNA, 1528 nt
Organism: Formica exsecta
Lineage: Eukaryota; Metazoa; Arthropoda; Insecta; Hymenoptera; Formicidae
Product: protein glass-like
Exons: 2
Coding region: 60-1250 (396 amino acids)
Biological process (GO): regulation of transcription by RNA polymerase II
Molecular function (GO): DNA-binding transcription factor activity, RNA polymerase II-specific; RNA polymerase II cis-regulatory region sequence-specific DNA binding
Source: RefSeq, a predicted model, not a curated record
CAAUUUUUUUAAUCUCAUAAAUCUCACAAUUUCAACAUUCAAUAAAGGUAUUUAAUAAAAUGUAUCCAAGAGCCACACAGUCGAACGGGAUUCCAGGAUCAUCCACAUUUCUUAAUCUAACAUCAACGAUGCCGAUAUAUCAUCAGCCGCAUCUCGCGUCGGUGAACUAUGGCAAUAUAGAAAUGUAUUCUACGGGACAAAUAUGCAAUCCAACAGAUCUCAGCAAUUUAAACAAUUCUUUCUUCCAAAUAAGCAAUAAUUCUAAUUCUGCCGAUUGUAACUGUAUAAAUAGAGUACAGUCUAGUGCAUCAUGGACAAGGCAAGGCGACCAGGCGUCUGAACCAAAGCCUUUAGUUUCCUAUUAUCCAAAUCUGUCAAUAUCAGAAAAAUCGAUGAAUUCUUACGAGAUCAUGUCAGAAAACGGCACCGAUUAUUCAGAAUAUAUACCAUCUCUACCACUAACCAUAAACGAAUCCGAGAGGGAAAACAUGUAUCAGUGCUUUGACAAUAAGUUGAACGCGGUUAACAACAUUGAUGACAUCAAUCAUUGCAAGCAUUAUAUGUAUCAAAAAAACCAAUUUAGUGAGAUGUUGCCUUUAAAGGAGACACCGACGCCUAGUAUAACAUUGGCAUAUGGUCAUGAAGACAAUCAGAUUGCAUCUAAACCAAACCUUUCGUUUUCAAGAAAUUAUUAUUCGAAUUUGUCAUCGAGUUUGUCACAGAAAACGACAAAUUCUUACGAGAUUGCGUCAGGAAGCAUCAAUCAACAGUUUACAGUACCUCUGGAUUAUCUACUACCAACCGUAAACGGGCCCAUUGAAUCCGAAAAGGAAAACAAAAUAUAUUACGAUCCAUCGAAAACGGAUAUCGAUUCCGAAUAUCUCUUUGACUCUAAUAAUUCCAACACAAGCAUGUGUCAUAUAUGUUUCAAGACAUACAGUAAGACGUCGCAUCUAAAGACGCACUUAAGGGUACACACCGGCGAACGACCGUACUCUUGCGAUUGGCAAAAUUGCGGCAAGAGCUUCACGCGAAGCGAUGAGCUGCGGCGUCAUAUGCGCACGCAUACCGGCGAGAAGACGCACAUCUGCCAUAUAUGUGAAAAGAAGUUUACGAGAAGUGAUCAUCUCAAGAAGCACAUUAAGACGCACGAGAGGGAGGGGGAGUACCAAGACGAGACUGGAAAGGAUACGAACGAAAAGCAUAACGUGUCUGUAAAUUUUUCCACGGAUAUUUCGUUCUUUUGCUAAUUUGUGAGGCGUACUAUCGAAAAUUUUCGCGAUCUAAUAUUAAUUGAUCAUCGAAUAACAGAUUACAUGAUCUCCAAUUUAUUUGUAAAUAUAUUAUGAUUAAAAAGAUAAAGACUAAUGCAAUGUAGUAAGAAAUAGCUUUAAAAUAAAAAAACCCAAUAUCUACAAACGAUUUUUUGUUGUACUACUAUUUUUCUAACAAAAAAAUAUUAAAUUAAUAUGUGUGUGUGUAUCUUCCAGGUUAAGAUAAUUUUGCUAAUCGAUAUAUUAAUUUUGCU